AUGCACACCAAAACGCACGCGCUACUGCGUCGGCGUCGCGGUGUGGUUGCCUCCGCGCCGUCCGCCUCAGCAGGCUCAACAGACUGCCUGCGUUCACGAGCAACACCACGAGCUCUUCAGCAACAAGCGCAAGUGCAAGCACAAGCACGACGCUGCAGUCGCGGAGGCCUUGUGCCACCAGCAGCGGCCACGCAGCGGGCGGUCCCGCCACUGCGACGGGGCGGCUUCCUUUGCUUCGCGUUGCUGCUGCUGCACGCGUGCUUGCAGGCUUUGUCCAACACCGGAGUGCUGGCGCAGGCGACGCUGCAAGACUGCACAUGCGCCACGCAGUGGACAACCGCAGGCUCGGGAUGCUCUGAAACCAUCCGGAUUGCAGGCUGCGGGCUUGUCGAGCCGUGCGGCGGACCAACACCCUCCUUUCCCACCGGCUAUCCCUACCCUCCGAACACCCACUUCUCCUCCUGGUGCAAGCUCGCGGCUUCCUGCGGCGCGUUUGGCUCAUUUGACUACUGCGACCCGAGCGAAGGCGUCGAUCUCUCAGGUCGCGGCAUCGCAAGCGUCUCCAACUUUCGUUUCGGCCCAAACGUCACCGACAUUGACCUCUCCAACAACCCCAUCGACGACGCUUCGCUUUGCGACGCCCACUGGCCACCCUUUCUCGCCACCAUUGACCUCAGCAACACAAACCUGAAGAAUCUCUCCUGCCUCGCUGCGCUCCCUGCCGGCGUGUCCAUCGACAUCUCCGGCAACCCCUUGGGCAACGAGCGGCUUUGCUCUGCGCGCUGGCCAGACACCUUGACCACCCUCACCAUCCAAGACGCAAACAUCACCGACGCCGACAUCGCCGCCUGCUUUGUGCACACCGCCAAGUCGGCACUCCCCAAUGCCACCGACAAGUUGGACCUGUCAUACAACGGCAUCACGCAGUUUGCGGACGGCGCUUUCCCGCAGGAGCUGCGUGAUCUCUCUCUCGCACACAACGCUCUCACAACCCUCAGCGGCCACAACUGGAAGCAAACAAGCAUCACACACCUUCGGCUCAACGGCAACAAAAUCUCAUCCGUGGUCAACAACUCCUUCCCGGCGGGGCUUCGCAACCUGUACCUGAACGACAACGCCAUCACCGCGCUGAGCUCUUCGCCCAACCUCUGGCCGCCCGGCCUCGCAGACCUCUUCCUCAGCGACAACAGCAUCACGUCAAUUGCCGGGCAGACAUGGCCCGUCAACAUCACCAGGCUGACCCUGUCCAACAACCUUCUCAUGUCCAUCGACAAUCAGACGUGGCCAACAAGGCUUCAGGCCCUCACCCUUUACAGCAACGCCAUCACGUCCGUGCAGGCUCAAACAUGGCCGCCAACAAUCACCUUGCUGCGCUUGGACGACAACAGGCUCACUUCCAUCGCUGGUCAGACAUGGCCGUCCGCCUUGCAGGAGCUACAGCUCUUCAGCAACAAUAUCGAAGCGCUUGAAGGACAGGUCUGGCCGGCGAACUUGGCAUACUUGAAUGUUGAAAACAACCGCAUCGACCGCUUGCAGGGCCACGUCUUUCCUGACACGCUUCUGUACCUCUACGCCCGCCGCAACAACAUCACCAGCGUCGUCAACAACACAUGGCCGGCGCACGUGGAGCAGCUGUGGCUCGGGUACAACAACAUCACCUUUAUCGACACGUUGCCAGCAAGCGCAACCGACAUUCGGCUCAACAACAACCGCAUUUCCUCCGUCCACGGCCUCACCUGGCCAGCAAACCUCGACACCCUGUAUCUGUCCUACAAUCCACUGUCGUCUGUGGACGGCCAAGUGUGGCCAACCACCCUCGCCCGUCUUGAGCUGGAACACACCCAGAUCACCAGCAUCAGCAACCAGGUGUUCCCAGACUCCCUCAUCUACCUCUACGCGCAGCACAGCAACAUCAACAGUAUUUCCAACGUCACGUGGCCGUCUGCCAUGGUGGAUGCCUGGUUCAGCUUCAACAACAUCGCAACCGUCGAUGCCUGGCCCGCCAGCGUGCAGAGGAUCAGGCUGGAUGGCAACCGCAUCACAAGCAUUGAUGAUGUGCUGUCAGCAUGGCCCGCCGACCUCUACUACCUUGACCUUGACUUCAACCAACUGCAGCACAUCCACAGCCAGGCGUUCCCAGACUCGUUGCUGUACCUCUAUGUCAGCAGCAACAACCUCACCAGCGUCACCAACGUGACCUGGCCAGCGGCCAUGCAGGAGAUCGCCUUAAGCAACAACUCCCUCACGUCUACUGCUGUCAACAGUUUCCCUGCCACGGUGUCAUCCCUACGACUCGACCGCAACCGCUUCCAGCAAGUCCCUGCCGCACCGUUACCUGCAGGCUUGACCGGCCUGACGCUUGCGUGGAACAGCAUCACCUCCAUCGCAAACCAGUCGUGGCCACCCACCCUCACCACGCUCGACCUCUCUCGCAACAACAUCGCCAGCAUCGACGGGCAGCAGUGGUCGUCCGCCAUGUCACUGCUGAUCCUCAGCCACAACGCCAUCGCCAGCCUUGCGGGGCAGGCCUGGCCGCCCGCCUUGGAGCAGCUUGACCUCCAGGCCAACAACAUCUCAGAUGUCUCCAACCCGACGUGGCCCGCAACGCUUUUCGGCCUUUUUCUGCAGCACAACCGCAUCACCUCCCUUGACAAUGUCGCCUUGCCUAGCAAUGUUGAAAGCGUGAACCUCUUCAACAACAGCAUCACCAGCAUCCCAGCCAACGUGAGCUGGCCCCCUGCUGCAGAAAACAUCUAUCUGCAAGACAACGCAAUCACCGCCAUUGGCGAGCAGCAUCACUGGCCACCGUCCCUCAUGGAUCUUUUCCUGCACAGAAACAGCAUUCGCCAGGUCGACCACCUUGUGUGGCCUUCCACCCUGAGGCGCUUGAGCUUGGCAAACAACUCCAUCGCCACCGUCACGACGCCCUGGCCAGAAGAGCUGACGCUGCUCUACCUUGCAGGGAACGUGCUCAGCACUUUUGACCAUCAUGUGUGGCCACAGUCACUGCGCUUCCUGACCCUGGACAACAACAACCUCACGUCAGUGCGCAACCAGACAUGGCCGCCGACCCUUGAGUUUCUUUCGCUCACAAACAACACGCUGGGGUUUGACGGCAUCUACAACCAGUCCUGGCCGCAAACCCUCACGCAGCUCUUCCUUGACGGUACAGGCAUCGGCGACAUCUCCACCCAGCGCUGGCCUUACACCCUGACCACGCUCCGGCUUGACCGCAACAACAUUUCCAACCUGUCUGGCCAGCAGUGGCCGCGCUCGCUGUCUGAGCUGACGCUCUCCUUCAACGCCAUUGCAGACAUUUCCACCCAGGUGUGGCCAGACACGCUGACCGCGCUGCUCCUCGACAACAACCGCAUCAGCACUCUUGACGGGGUGUCCUGGCCACGCUCGUUGAAGCUGCUUCACCUGCACAAUAACACCAUCGCGCGGCUGGGCCCCCAGGUGUGGCCUUUGCGUCUGGACCUCUUGCGGCUGGAGAACAACAACCUGACCCAGGUGUCGGUGCAGCAGUGGCCGCAGACGCUUCGGCGCCUGUCACUGGGCUACAACUCCAUCCGCACGCUUCCAAUCAUGUCCUGGCCAGGUUCUCUCGAGUUGCUGGAUCUCGCUGACAAUGCAUUGACCCGCCUGGGUCAACAGCUUUGGCCCAGCAGCCUGCGCAACCUCCUGCUCGCCAACAACAGCCUCCCGACGAUCGACGAUCAAGUGUUCCCACCACAGCUCGAAACACUCUUCCUGCACAAUAACCUUCUCACCAGCCUGCCCUCUGCUCCUGGGUUCUGGCCCGCGGACUUGCGCGUUCUGUCGCUGCCGCAUAACUACAUCACAAGCAUUGACGGACAGCACUGGCCGAUGAGACUGCAGAGUCUUCAUCUGCAGAACAACUCCUUCGCCAGCAUCGACGACCAGCAGUGGCCCCCACACCUGGAGGAUUUGAGCCUGGAGCAGAACGGCAUCACGUCCAUUGCCAACCAGCAGUGGCCAGCCACCCUUCGCACCCUCUGGCUCCACAACAACCCACUCGGCAGCAUCCAAGGACAGCAGUGGCCCGCAGGUCUGAAGCUGUUACACCUCCAGGCAACCGACAUCGACGACAUUGAGUCCCAGCAGUGGCCCGAGUCUCUUGAAGAGUUGCACCUGGGCGGCAAUGCGAUUUGCGAUAUUGCAACGCAGACUUGGCCAUCCACACUUCGCAUCCUGUCAUUGAGCGACAACUGCAUCAGCGACAUUGAGAACCAGGCGUGGCCGCGCAACUUGGAGGAGCUCACGAUCGACGGUAACCGCAUUUCCACCAUCCGCACACAGGUCUGGCCUGCGUCGCUGGAGACGCUGUCCCUUUCCGAGAACUUUAUUCAAGACAUUGAGGGGCAAGUUUGGCCAGAGCGCCUGUUGCGGUUCUACUUUGCACAAAACCUCCUCACCAGCCUCGUUGGUCAGACAUGGCCGGAGGGCUUGCUGCUGCUGGCGCUGUACGACAACGCCAUUACGCAACUGGGCGUUCAACACUGGCCCGAGACGCUGGUUGAUCUGAACCUCAACGCAAACGCGCUGACGACCGUUGAUGAUCAAACGUGGCCCGCCAGCCUUCGCAAGCUUAGCCUGAACGACAACAUGUUGCAGCGCUUCAACGCAGACACUUUGCCGCGUGCGCUAGAGAGGCUGGGGCUCGCAAACAACCGCAUCACCAGCAUCGACAGCACACGAUGGCCAAACCAGCUGCGCAUUCUCUCCUUGGAAUCGAACCUGAUCACGGACAUAUCCCAGCAAGAGUGGCCGUCUGCGCAACCCCUCACCCUUCGACUCAGCGACAACCGUAUCACCAGCAUCAGCAGCGUGACCUGGCCCCCCUUUCUAACUGGGCUCGGCCUUGACGGCAACGAGAUUACGAGCAUCAAGGGCCAAGCGUGGCCUUCGCAGCUGGUUGUGCUUUACUUGCACAACAACCUGAUUGACAGCACCAGCAACCAGGCCUGGCCCGCCACCAUACGGGUCCUUACCCUUGGAGGGAACCGCCUGACCACCGUGGCGAAUCAGCGCUGGCCGAUUGCGCUUGAACAGUUGCGAUUGGACAACAACGCCAUUUCCGUCAUUGGUCGCCAGGCGUGGCCCCCAGGCUUGGUUGACUUGCGGCUCGGUCGCAACGCAAUCACCUUCAAUGACACGGACAGCCGCGCUGCUUUUCGAAACGCCACUUCCCUGCUUGUGCUGGACUUGUCGUCGAACGACAUCCAGAGCCUGGAUGGCGUUGUGCUGCCACCCUCGCUGCAGCAACUUGCGCUCACGAAUAACAGGCUUGGUAACCUCUCUCAGCACGUGCAGUGGCCCACGCAGCUCAGCCUCCUCAUCCUGGACGCCAACCCGUGGGAUGCGCUGAUUCAAGGUCGAGCCAAGGCAAGGCUGCGUACCGGACAGGCUAUCACCGCGCUCACCCACAACCUGCCGUGCAGCCUGGAGGAGCUCAGCAUCAACCACGGUGCGCAGCCGUGGAACUGCACGCGCGAGGCCGUUCCCGCGGAUGAUUGUGAUGACCUACGGCUGGCAGCUGGCGUCUGCACGGCUGAUGGCAUUGACGGUGCAUGCGUGAUCAGAAACACCACCUCUGCCACGACAUCUCCCACGAUGAACGGCACGGGUGGUGCACAACAGCAGGAACAGUACAUCUGGACGUGCCGGCUGACAGAGGACGGCGAAGCCAUUUUGAAAGCCCAGGAUGUGGUGCGGACCGACACCUCCCAGCAAGCUGAAUCUCGAACCAACGCGUUUUACGGCGUGAUCGCUGGCGUGUGUGGCGGAGCUGCCGUGCUGCUCUUCUGGCUGUUCCGAAAGCAAGCAACGAAGCUGUGGAUGCUGCUGGUAAUUAUCUCGCUGUUUGACAUGUGCACGGACUGGGGGUUCUGGGGCAUUGCCCUGACAGCGACCGGCUUCAAAGACAGCUACAACUGCGUGACGUCUGAGCCUGUCUACCGGUGUGAAGGUGCCAGCGCUGGCUUUGCCUGUGACGGGUAUGGCGACCUCAAGAGCCCGUGUCAGGGCAUUGCGUUCGCUCCCUCAGAUGCGCAGAAUGAGUGCGAGUGCCACCGACACACAUGCUACACGGGCCUGGUGGAGUUUGCUGAGGAAGGGGCUUUCUUAAACAUUGAGAAUGUGUGCAACCCAACAACCACGAGAGUGGAAGGGGCAGUCGUUGCUGUCAGUUUAGACGAGUCGUGCACCUCCUUUGGGUCACUGGACGAUUAUGUGAACGCCACGUGCGGGUACCUGAAUGCGGAGCAUCCCAACGCCACGGGAACAAACGAGUGUGAGUGCAAUGGAGGCACGUGCGAAAUUGUUCCCGGUGCAAGCGGCACAUGUCGAGGGUUUUAUGGCGGCAACUACCAGGCCUUGGUCUGGGCGGCGUUUGCGUCCAUUGUCCUUGGCUCUAUCGUAUUUGUUGUUGAGACGUUGAGGAAGAUGGUGGAGUACUGGCGCAGGCGCAACAUCGUUCACUUGGGCAAUGAGUUGGCUGCUGAUGGCCAGGCGGGAAAACCCGGCGUCAUCCUCAAUCCGGCGUUUGUCACUAACGACGGCAAUGAUAAUGGCAAUGAUAAUGGCAACGGCGGGCAGAAACCAACAAGGAACCCUCCCCCGCCAGCAGAUGCGGUGGAGAUGGAACCGUGCGGCUGUAUCGAAGUGGAAGACAGGGUAUCGUUUGCGCUGAAACUGGUGCGAUUGUUCUGUGAAGACAUCCCGCAGCUCUCGGUGCAGGUCAUUUAUUUGACUGUCCUUGGACAAGAAGGCGAGCCAUCAGCCAUUGUGAGCUUGGUUGCGACAUGUGUCUCCAUCAUCAUCACCAUCGUGUUCAUCACGCGCGCUUAG
Molecule: messenger RNA, 6873 nt
Organism: Salpingoeca rosetta
Lineage: Eukaryota; Choanoflagellata; Craspedida; Salpingoecidae
Exons: 1
Coding region: 1-6873 (2290 amino acids)
Molecular function (GO): protein binding
Source: RefSeq, a predicted model, not a curated record